AUGGAACACAGAAGAAACUCGGAAGAACUUUUUGGCUAUAUGAGAGGAAACAAUUCAACAUGGUUACCUAGGCGAUAUCUUGUUGCUCUUUUAUCAUUUUUUGGAUUUGCCAAUAUCUAUGCCAUGCGAGUCAAUUUGAGUGUAGCAAUAGUUGUCAUGGCCCAAAACAGAACUAUAAUUUUACCUAAUGGCACAAAAACUUAUCAGCCACCUGAGUUUGAUUGGGGGAAUGGUGUGGAAGGUGUGAUUUUGAGUUCUUUCUUUUAUGGAUACAUAUUAACUCAAGUGAUUGGAGGAUGGUUAGCUUGCAAAUAUGGUGGAAAGAAUCUGUUUGGCUUAGGCGUAGGAGUGACAGCUUUGUUCACAGUCUUGACACCUUUCUUGGCCAGAACUAGUGUUUAUUUGCUUGUGAUUGGCCGGGUUAUAGAAGGCCUUUUUGAGGGAGUCACAUUUCCUGCUAUGUAUGGUGUCUGGUCAAAGUGGUCUCCACCUGAAGAGAGAAGUCGCUUAGUUGCAAUAUCUUAUUCUGGCUGCUAUUUCGGAACAGUUGCUGCAUUACCUCUGUGCGGAGCACUUGCUGAAAGGCUAGGAUGGCCAUCAAUAUUUUAUGUUUUUGGUAUAAUUGGUUCUAUAUGGACAGCAGUAUGGUUAAUUGUCAUCAGUGAAACUCCUAAUGGAGAUAAGUACAUAUCAGAAGCUGAAAAAGAAUAUAUUGAAGAUUCUUUAGGAACAGCAGUCAAAGUUAGACUAAAUGUACCUUGGAAGGAUAUUUUGAAAUCAUUUUCGGUUUGGGCGAUAGUUAUAGCACAUUUUUCUGAAAAUUGGGGUUUUUACACUCUAUUGACUGAGCUUCCAUCUUAUAUGAAUGAUGUGUUCGAGUUUGACUUCCAUAGUGCUGGUCUCUUAGCAGCUUUACCAUAUCUUGCUAUGGGAAUCAUUGUGCAAACCAGUGGAUUUAUGGCAGAUUGGUUCAGAACAACUGGUCAUCUCACAACAACUCAGGUAAGAAAAUUAUUUACAUGUACGGGUUUUGCUACUAGAGCAAUUUUUUUGCUGGCUGCUGCACACUCUGAGACACCUCUUUCCAUUGUCGCAUCCCUAACUGUCGCUGUUGGAUUCGGCGGGCUAGCGUAUGGUGGAUUUAGUGUGAAUCACUUAGAUAUUGCACCACAAUAUGCAAGUGUUUUAAUGGGAAUAUCAAACACGUUUGCUACACUUCCUGGAAUAUUGAGUCCUAUGCUGACGAGUUAUAUCGUUCAACACAAGACAUCCUUGGAAUGGCAAACCAUCUUCCACAUAUCUGCAGCUGUUUACGUCGUGGGUUCCAUAAUUUAUUCAUUGAUGGCUUCUGGUAAAGCUCAGGCUUGGGCAUUUGUUGGACAGGAACAAGUCUUCUUCUCAGAUAACGAACAUUCACAGACUUCAACUGAGGAUCUCAUAGCAGUUCCUUCUCCCAGGGAAACUAUAUUGCAAAGACAGCCUAAUGUUUUUGAUUUGGCAACACAUCAAUCAAUCGUGCCAAUGAAUGUGAUAGACUAG
Messenger RNA from Nezara viridula (southern green stink bug), 1539 nucleotides. NCBI's taxonomy places the organism in Eukaryota, Metazoa, Arthropoda, Insecta, Hemiptera, Pentatomidae. The record is from the annotation of a GenBank genome assembly.